Rhodamnia argentea is the source of this 1400-nucleotide messenger RNA. RefSeq names its product peptidyl-tRNA hydrolase 2, mitochondrial. Gene Ontology annotation, molecular function: peptidyl-tRNA hydrolase activity. Bases 484 to 1029 code for a protein of 181 amino acids. The record is from RefSeq and is a predicted model, not a curated record. The transcript has 8 exons. NCBI's taxonomy places the organism in Eukaryota, Viridiplantae, Streptophyta, Magnoliopsida, Myrtales, Myrtaceae. Gene Ontology annotation, cellular component: cytosol; mitochondrion.
CUUCUCAGCUCACAAGUAUAUGAGAUAAUUUGGUGCGUAAUGCUAAGACACGGCCAAGCUGUCGGGUCCAAUCAGAUCGCCGACGAUCAACAAUUGACGGCUAACGGCCAUAAUCGUUAAGUGCCCGACAUGCUCGCCGACAUUAUUGUAGAAAGGCCGAUUUCGUUUUCGGGCUAUUCCGAAAAUGUAAAACCGGGCCGACCCACCCACCCGAUCUUCAGCAUGCUGCGUUUGCAUUUUGCUCCAAGUAGAGUAGAGAAGGUGCAAGGCUUCCUCUUCCAGCCUUCCUCUCGUUGUUGUGAUUCGACACGCUGCUGUUGAUCUCCGUGGCGUGGACUCCAUUCCUCCACUGUUUGACUUUGGCAUUGCGAUGUCAGUGGGAGUCUAGGUGUUUUCUCCGGUUCUCGCCCGUUUGGUCUAGGGUUUCUUGGAUGCGGAUCGGAUCGUCCCUCCUCUAUACCAGCACAGAGAGUUUGAUCGCACAUGAUGGAUUUAACAUGGCUAAGUGCCAUUAUACUUGGGGCGGGAUGCCUUGCUCUGGGAUACUAUAUUGGUGCAUAUCAUCCUUCUCGCUUCUUGAUCCCCGCUAGAGCAUCCAAAGGGCCAACUGUUGCUACUGGGAGCAAGAAGAAUAAGCCAAAAGAUCCCCUAGAGAUUGAAGACUUGGCUGAAAUCUUAGAAGAUUUUAAAAUGGUUUUGGUUGUGAGGAAUGAUCUAAAGAUGGGAAAAGGGAAGAUUGCCGCCCAGUGUAGUCAUGCAACUUUGGGUCUCUAUAAAAAGCUCCUUCAACGUGCACCAAAAGCUUUAAACAGGUGGGAGACGUGUGCACAGCCUAAGGUGGUUGUCAAAAUUGAGAGUGAGGAAGAUAUGCUUGCUUUGCAAGAAAGGGCGAAAUCACUUAAAUUACCAACCCAUAUUACAAUUGAUGCAGGGAGGACACAAAUUGCACCAAAUUCAAGGACCGUGAUGGCUAUUCUUGGACCCAUUGAAGUCGUCGAUGAUGUGACUGGUGGACUGAAACUUUUGUAGCAUGUUCUUGUCCAAAGUGGCCACAUGUUUUGCAACAGGAAAGACGAACUGAUAUAAUAAUAGGAAGGAUUGAGUAUGAAUUGACGAGAUAUGCAAUAUGAGUCCUCCAUGGUUCUCCCUUGAAAUCUGUCUUUUGGCAGGCACAGGCACAAAUUAUUAGCAAUGACGACGGGAAAGUUCUAGGUCCAAAUUAAUUUUUGGAUGCACUUGGGAGCUAAAUAUUAUGAUUUUGCUAAAUGCCAGGUGAUGUGCAUUGAAAAAAGAAAAUAUGCUCUUGAAACUUGAUUUCUUUACCUUGAUCUGGAUUCAGCAAUGCACUUUGUUGAAAACUUUAUCCAUAGUAUAUUGAUGAAUUUAGAAGACCUUGAAUA